Messenger RNA from Colletotrichum scovillei, 2486 nucleotides. Its product is annotated as domain found in IF2B/IF5. Gene Ontology annotation, molecular function: GDP-dissociation inhibitor activity; eukaryotic initiation factor eIF2 binding; translation initiation factor activity. Lineage: Eukaryota; Fungi; Ascomycota; Sordariomycetes; Glomerellales; Glomerellaceae. The record is from RefSeq and is a predicted model, not a curated record. Bases 893 to 2161 code for a protein of 422 amino acids. Gene Ontology annotation, biological process: translational initiation; formation of translation preinitiation complex; formation of cytoplasmic translation initiation complex. Gene Ontology annotation, cellular component: cytosol. The transcript is spliced from 2 exons.
GCCACCACUACUCCGUACUACCACCACCACCACCACCCUCCGACUCCACCUCAGCCUUUUCCAAAACUCUGCGCUCACUGCCCAGUCAUCUCCGUUUUCUCCUCUUCCCACCACCCACAAGAAAAAAAACGCACAAAACCCUCCGCUCGGAGAUCCAUUCGAGCACAUCUCGCAAUUAUCUUAAACCCACCUUUUCGCAAUCGCAGUUCACCGCCCUGCUUAGGCAUCUCUGCAUCUUCGCGUCCUCCGCGGUAAAAUCUUCCAAGCGUACAAAACCUCUUCCUUCCUCCACCCCUCUCUCUUGAGAACGUCGCCACUUUCCACACCACCACCCAACACCCCGCCAUAAACAACCACAGUAUCGUCAACAAUCGCCAGUAGCAUCCUCUCUCGCCGUGUUCCCGACCACCGAGUCUUCUUCCGCGAGAGUUGAACAUACAACACCACCCUCACGCGGUACAAGCCACAUAGCAGUUUAUGUAUCAGCACGACAAUACCACCGUCUUCAGACACUUCGUCCCCAAGCUGCAAUCAUUUCGCAUAGCGAAACCUUGUAGCCCCAACAUCAGUUCCGUUGGCUGAAAUCUCCGAACCCAGAGGAGUUCAUGAAUUCUCGACAGCAAAGACGAUCUAGUCUCGCUUUACCCUAUGUUCAUCAAAAGAACCCUUGAGCAUUGAGUCCGCCUUCUUGCUCCCCUACCAGCUUCCUCGCCAAUCAGUCGAUCCUAUACUAUCACGACCUCCGGCUUCUUCAUGCUACCCGCCCGUCCAAACGACAGCACUACCAGCUUCGCAUCCCGAGCCUUUUAACCCCAGAUCCAAUCAAUCCUCCUAAACCAAAAAUACUCUUCCAAGACUCCUCUUCAGUCCACCUACUACCAAUACCGCAAUCAUGGCUUCCCUCAUCAACGUUCGUCGCGACGUCAAGGACGCUUUCUAUCGCUACAAGAUGGAAAAGAUCGUCACCAAGAUCGAGGGCAAGGGCAACGGUAUCAAGACCGUUGUCGUCAACUUGAGCAGCGUCGCUCAGUCUCUCGCCCGUCCCGGUGCCUAUGUCAUCAAGUACUUCGGCUUCGAGCUCGGUGCCCAGACCAACGUUGACCCCGCCGACGACCGCUGGAUUAUCAACGGUUCCCACAACGCCGCUAAGCUGCAAGACCACCUCGAUGGCUUCAUCAACCGUUUCGUUCUCUGCAAGAAGUGCAAGAACCCCGAGACCGACGUCAACAUCAAGGACGGUCGCAUCCUCCUCGACUGCAAGGCCUGCGGUCAGCGUUCCGAGGUCGACCUUCGUCUGAAGCUUAGCGGUUACAUUCUGAAGAACCAGCCGAAGAAGGGCAAGAAGGACAAGGCCGAGCGCAAGGCUGCCCGCCGCGCGAAGGCCAACGGUACCAAGGAGAACGGACAGGGAAGCGGAAGCGGCGGAGAAGGAUCCGACAACGGCUCCAACGACGCCGACGACCAGGAUGUUGGUAGUGAUGACGAGUUGGAGAAGAUGAAGAAGGAGGCUCCCGAGAUUGACCAGUUUGAGACCCAGGAGCACGAGUGGGCCGUCGACAUGAGCGAGGAGGCCGUCAAGGCCCGUCAGGCUCAGCUCCCCGGCGAGUUCAAGCAGAAGCUCAACAUGGGCGACGACGAAGACGAGGAUGGCGAGGCCUCCGGCAGCACCGUCUACGACGAGUUUGGCACCUGGAUCCAGGAUGAGGCCACUGCUAAGGGCAGUGUCGACAAGGUCGACUCGAUUGACAUCUUUGUCAAGGCCAAGGAGCUUGGUAUCGAGACCAAGCACCGUUCCGUCUUGGUUCUGGUUCAGACCAUCUUCGACGAGAACAUUCUCGCCCAGAUUCCCAAGCGCGCCGGCAUGAUGAAGCAGUUUGUUACCUCUGAGCGCCACGAGAAGGCCCUCCUCGGUGGUACCGAGCGCCUCAUCGGCCAGCUCGCCAAGGAGCACUCCGACAUCUUUGACAAGGUUGUCAAGAUCCUCCAGUUGUACUACAACCACGAUCUCCUCAGCGAGGAGGUCGCCGUCAAGUGGGGUACCAAGGCCAGCAAGAAGUACACCGACCUGGCCAACUCCAAGAAGGUCCGCAAGGCCGCCGAGCCCUUCAUCAAGUGGCUUGAGGAGGCCUCGGAGGAGGAGUCGAGCGAGGAGGAAGAGUAAAUGCGUAUCUGACGGACAAGUUGGGAGACGUUAUUGGCAUUUCGGUGUCAAUGACUUUUCGUGCCCAACAUUGACUUUGAUUCGCACAUCUUUUCUGGGCAGCAUCGCCAGAACAGUCCGCUCGUUUUCUUUCCCCUCGAUUCCCAUCUCCAUUCGGCGACUGAGCGUUUCCCUUAACCUGGAACAUCUCUUGUCGGUGGACGGGAUGUCGGUACUUAGGUAGCACACAUCUUGUAGACUGCAGCCAUUGGCGAAUUAUCCACUCUCACUCUUUGACCGGCGCCUUUGUUUCAAUGUUUCUUGAUCUAUCUAUGUCAAAUUCCGG